Mya arenaria is the source of this 672-nucleotide messenger RNA. RefSeq names its product keratin, type II cytoskeletal 1-like. The record is from RefSeq and is a predicted model, not a curated record. Lineage: Eukaryota; Metazoa; Mollusca; Bivalvia; Myida; Myidae. The coding region runs from base 1 to 672 and encodes 223 amino acids. The transcript has a single exon.
AUGAAGGUCCUUUUCUUUUUUGGAAUCUGCCUUGCACUUUCACUCUCUGUAUCCUACGGUCAUGUACGUGGCGGUUACUAUAGUGGUGGAUACGGAAGCGGUGGGUACGGUGGCGGUGGAUACGGUGGCGGUGGAUACGGUGGCAGUGGACAGAGUGGCCUUUAUGGUGGAUACGGUGGCGGUGGAUACGGUGGCGGUGGAUACGGUGUCGGUGGACUAGGUGGAGGAUACGGUGGCGGUGGAUACGGUGGCGGUGGAUACGGUGGCGGUGGACUAGGUGGAGGAUACGGUGGCGGUGGAUACCGUGGCAUUGUGGAUACGGUGGCGGUGGAUACGGUGGCGGUGGAAUCGGAGGAGGAUAUGGAGGCGGUGGAUAAGGUGGCAUUGGAGGUUACGGUGGCAUUGGAGGAUACGGUGGCGGUGGAUACGGUGGCAUUGGAGGAUACGGUGGCGGUGGAUACCGUGGCAUUGGAGGAUACGGUGGCGGUGGAUACGGUGGCAUUGGAGGAUACGGUGGCGGUGGUUACGGUAGAGGUGGUUACGGUGGCAUUGGAGGUUACGGUGGAGGUGGAUACGGUGGCAUUGGAGGAUACGGUGGCGGUGGAUACGGUGGAGGUGGAUACGGUAAACACGGUGGACACGGUCACUUUUGACAUGGCGGAGGAUACAUGA